UCUCUCUAGAGUAAGCUUGGAGAGGAUGGGUCCGGAAAAUCUGUGCUGUUUGCCUCAAAAUAAUCCCAAAAUGCCCACGAUUUAAUACACUAAACACCGUGGAUCGAAAGAUCCGAGUAUGGAAAAGGCUAUGUCCCCAUCAACAAGCCAGAAGAGAGCACCGUCCUCUUCUGACGCGAAUUUGAGUAUCGUACUGAGUUUGAUGUGCCAUACAACAUGCCACCGACAAGGGGGUGAACCAGAGAAAUUUGCCAAGAGAGCUAUAGAGUCCCUUGUUAAAAAACUGCGUAAAAAGACUGAUGAAUUAGAAUCCUUAAUCACUACAAUAACAACAAACGGAGCUCAACCGUCGAAGUGCGUUACAAUACAGAGGACAUUAGAUGGUCGACUACAAGUCUGUGAACGUAAAGGCUUUCCUCAUGUAAUAUACGCCAGGCUGUGGCGAUGGCCCGAUAUUCAGAAAAUGGAAAUGAAGCAUUUGGACUUUUGCCGAUAUGGCUAUGAUUUGAAAUACGAGAGUGUGUGUGUCAAUCCGUACCACUACGAGAGGAUCCGUAGUCCAGCCGUAUCAGGUUUAUCCAUUAAAUCACUUACAGCAAGUUCAGACAAAGGCAGCACCUCACCAGGAGGCAAGGACCAGCAUUCAUCGCCAGUCUCAACCUCAGCUGCUUAUGAACAAUCGCAAUAUGGACAGUCAAUGUCUUCAAAUGCACAGUCCCCAAACACUAUACCAUGUUCAGCAGAUCCAUGCCCAAUCAUUGUACGUAACUUGCUAUGGCACUCUGUAUUACGACAYCAAAGUCCUGAAGCUGACAGCUUCAGUCGGAGAGCAAUUGAGUCACUGGUGAAGAAACUUAAGAAGAAAUAUCAUGAACUUGAUUCCUUAAUAGUUUCCAUAACUUCUAAAGGACGAUCGGCAUCAAAAUGUAUUACUGUUUCCAGAACUAUGGAUGGACGGUUACAGGUUGGAGAAAAGAAAGACUUUCCUCAUGUUAUCUAUGCAAGGUUAUGGAGAUGGCCUGAAGUCCAUAAGAUGGAGAUGCGACAUAAAGAUUUCUGUCAGUAUGGCUAUGAUCUUAAGCAUGAUAAAGUUUGUGUUAAUCCCUAUCAUUAUGACCGAGUCCAACCUCCUGACUGGUUCAGAAAUUCACUCUACGUCACAUCUGGAAGGACGAAUGUAUCACCAUCUGAUGAAGAUUCACAGCAGCAAUUGCUUACUCCUCCACGAUCUCAAAAUAUUGAACGAUCUCCAGAAAAUCACAAUUCAAGAGGUCUGCACCAGUACCCAGUGUCUCCUUCAAAUAAAAGUCCACUUUCUUCAGCUCAUUACCAUCAUGGACAGAUGCUUUUUAAACGGAAAAGAGAAAGAGUUGAUUCAACAAGUUCAUCAGCUACGGGAUCAAGUGAAGAAGACCAAGAAAUAGAUGUGGAAUCUAGUUCUGAAACUUCUUCUUAUGAUUUUAAAAGAAGAAAGUAUGCUACGAACAUGGCUUAUGGGCAUGAUAAUGAAACCUCAAGAGGAAUAGAAAUUGCAAAACAUCUUGAAAUAAUUCGAUGUGCUUUGUGUAAUUGUGAGGAUAACAGCAGUUUGGGUCAAGGUCACUUAAUAUGCUUUGGUCAGCUYAAUCCAAAAUCACCCAAAACUGAAUCCCCAAGGAUGCCACAAGUCAAUGGAUACUCUGGAAGCAAGCAUMUCAUGCAAGCAUAUUCAGAAAAAUGGCAUCACWCCACACAAAACAUCAAAGCAAACAAUUAUAAUGAUGGGAUAUCAAUAAGAACACCCUCUGCACAUCAUGGAAUGKUGAAUAGUGUCCGCCAUGAUAGGUGUCCUACACCAAAUGGUGUGCGUAAAGUCGGAUUCCAGACUGAGCCUCARUUGGUGAAUUUAUGUGAUUCGUCRGGACGUGUCUGGGUCCAUGAAAAGUGUGCUGCUUGGACAUUAUCUUCUAUAGCUUAUAAAUCAGUCACUGGUUUAACAGUUGACAUCACCAAUCAGAUUCUCACAAAAAAAUGUUAUCAUUGUGGUGGUUAUGGUGCAAGUAUUAGUUGCGAGGUUGAAAGCUGUGAAAAAUUAUAUCAUUAUCCAUGUGCUAUUAUUUCUGGAACAUAUCAGGAUGUAAAGAAAAUGGAACUGCAUUGUCCAGAGCAUUCAUCCCUAGUUGCUUCUACAGCAUAUUGUGAAAAGUGUAAGUCAGGUACAAAUGAUCCRUCCAACCUGUUACUGUGUACACGCUGUGGAUAUCACUACCAUGGAGAAUGCUGUUCACCCCCUGUACAUCCCAAUGAAGUGAUCAGAGCAGGYUGGGAAUGUUUAAUGUGCAAGACAUGCCAGUCAUGCAGGCAACCAUCUCCUCCAGAAAGACUUCUGGUUUGCAGGUCAUGUGAUAAAGCCUAUCAUCUUUUUUGUACUGAUCCUGUUGGGUCUGUUAAAGAUAAACUCACCUGGAAAUGCGAGAAAUGCCGCAAGUGUAGGAAUUGUGGAACAAGAAAAACCAAUCAGUGGUUCGUUGAUUACUCGCUGUGCAAUGGCUGCUAUUAUCAAGUUCACAAGUAUAAUAGCUGCCCUCUGUGUAAUCACACUAAYGGACAGAGAAAGUCAGUACAAUGUGACUCGUGCAGCAAGUGGGUUCAUGCAUCAUGUGAUAACAUUACUCAUGAGAUAUAUGAACGGUUACAAGUAGAUCCUAGGAUCAUCUAUGUAUGUAAAAUAUGUCGUGAAGAAGUUGAAAAUACCAAAAAAGAUAAUCAAAAAGAGUUAAAGAAACCAGAGCUUGCAGAGCUCGAAGGAGUGUCGGGCCCCACUUCCACCAUGAUUACAUUGGCAAAGUACAAACCGAUGCCUUCAUUGGGAAACUACUUCAAGACUGUCAAACCAAUCACCCAAACUACAUACUCUUUCCUGACAACCGAGCCGCUGCAAUGGUCCCGUUUACGUAUGACAUACUCGUUUGAAUAUGUCAUUAUGAAGCAACAUGGAAAGGUGCUGUUGUAAUAUACUUAAGUUCAGUAUUGAAGAUAGUGUAGUAUUAGCAUAGACAAUCAAGAUUAGAGUAGUGUAGACUUAAGGAAAUGUAUAAUAUGUUAUGUAUUUAGAGAAAAUGCUGAAAAUAUUGGUAUUAACAGUAAUGAUCCAGCUAAGAACCCUCAUUGCUCUAUAUAUAUGGAACUGUUGAAACUCAAAAUAACAUAGUACUUCAGUCUAAUAAUGUUAGAGUGAAGAUGUUCUUAAAUGUUCGACUUUAUUACUCUUUAAACACUGACAAUGUUAACUUAAUGGUUUUGCCCUCUAAUAUUAGAAUCCUCACUAGCUUUAGAUAAAGUAUGUACUUGAAUGCUAGGGGUCCAACACUAAUAUUGAGGAAUUAGUAUAGUCAAACUGUUAAUGAGUUUUAGAAUAUUUGCUAUUACCUAUCUUUAAGCUUAUUUACCCCUUCUAGAUUAGUUCUAAUUAGAUGAAUUUGUAAGCCAAAACAACCUAGCUAAAAAUUUGAUUAUUCUGACUUGGAUGUGCUUUCAAGCCAUCAAUCUACUAACAACUAUCUGUCGUCAAUGUGUUACUCUUUGCAUUGUACUGAGUAACAAUGAUUUGACCUUCAACUUAUGUUGAGAACUUACUGCUUGAUAUCAAACACUGGUAAACUUCUGAAGUUGUUUGUUCUUAGCUGCCUCCAUUACUUAAUGGUCACAGGUUCAUCUACGGGAUCAUUUAAUGAUAAUUUGCUUUUUUAUAAAUUAAAGAAAAAAAUAUAUUAAUUCAUGAGGUCAGUGUGUGUAUCUCACAAUGUUUUAUACUUUGUUGCCAUUCUAUUCAUAUUAUAAAAUUAUAUUUAAAAUAAUAAUCUGAGCUAUCUCACUUUCCUAUGUCGCGCAAUACAGUGCAUUCAUAUUCUGCCAAUUUAUUGUGCUUAUUGCAGAAUAUCACAAAUUACUACAUGCUCAUUAAAACAAUGUUGUAAAAUAUGAAUUUACUUGUAAAUAUUCAUUUGUGAAAAUGAUGUACCAACAAACCUUGCUAUUUAUUUAUGAUGAUAAUUUCUCUAUGGAAUCAUUUGCCUGGUCUGAAAAGACAUUUAUGUGAGCUAUAUAUUUUUGUUUACUUUUGCAUGCCUSUAGUUCCAAUUUUUCAAGUCGAAACCAUUUGUGGCAUAAUGCAAUUAUAUCAAUUACUAUAAAAUAUAUAAUAAUUCAUGAAUUGCAAAAUACACACAAAUUGACAUUAUACUUUAGACCAACAGCGUAUAGGAUCUUAGCUGUAAUUUUGUAAGGUAGAAGUGCUAGACAAGAGAAUACUAGAUAAACUGUCUUAUGUAUUUUUAAUUUUUAUGAAUCACAAAUUUUUUGAAAAAAAGUGUCUGUUUAUCAAUAUUCAAACUUACUCAAAAUGCAAAAAUCUAUAUCAGGAAACAAAUUCUAACUUUAUAUUUAAUUGAAAUAUGUAUCAUAUAAUAAAAGGAUUAUAUAUGAGAUAAAUACAAAAUGAGCUGGCAAACUGUAUGUGAUGGACAUUAGUGAGUUAAAAACUAUGGCCUGCAACACAUUUGUCAAAAUUUAGUCAAAUUGUGCAAAAUAACUUGCCAAACCAUUUUCUUAGACCCAUGUCACAAAAAUAUGUGUUGAUCAGCUGACUUUUCCAUUUUAAAUUGUGACAGUGAAAAUUCCUGUAUUCCAGUGUUGCAGGCUAUAGUUGAAAACAAUUGUGAUAUUGUAAAUUACUGUUAUACCGUUUGAAAUACUAGUACUAUUUAUUUACUUCUGUAUAUAAAUUUUAGCAAUAAUUCCUUUAUUUUCUAAACCUUGCAAAUACUAUUUUCAAUUCUUUUUUUUUUUACAUCUUGGUUUACUUUGCUACUGAUCAAACCAAGCCGGGUAACAUAAAAYUAUUAGUGUUUAUCAAUGGACAGAAUAAAAAAUGUGCUAAAAUUGCCCAAUUCUUAAAAUUAGAUGUUUGGGCUCAAGCAUGUUUUAAUGAAAUGCAUUUAUGACAUUAAGUCGAUUAAGUUUAGUAUUUAGAAAGUCAAUUAAGGGAGUUUUAUAAAGAGGUUGGUUUUAGUUUUCAACACUAUUAUAUUAGUAUAAAACACACAUUCGAUGCAUUGCUUGCAUGCAAGCUUGAAACUUCAUUUUCAAUUGAAAGUAUUGUAAUAUAGAAUUCCUAUGAGACAAAGGCCAUCGACUACAAAAUUGCUUGAUAUUUUUGGAGCUGCUGGCCUAUCUGUAAACAUGUUUACCUAUUUGCCAAAAAGUAGCAUGUUUCAGACUUUGUCACAAACUUUGCCUCCCUUUUGCACACCCGUGCUCAAWUUCUGCAAUAAUAAUAUUGAUAAUUUCACAAUGCAUUACAGUGGAAAUCAAAUAUAUGUGGAAKUUGAAGUAUUCUCCUUUAGGAAAUUAGUGAGUUCCAAGUUUGUACUGCGAUGGACUAUAGCAAUAGGAUAUUCAAAUAUCUUGGACUAUAUCUGAUUUUCACUAUAAUAUAAAUGGCAACAAAAUUUACAUUUAGCCACAUUAACACAUAGCUGUAAUUUAAUAAAAGUUGUCAGUCAUUAGUGUAUUUUAGUACACGUUUAUUUACUGCACACAUUGAUAUAUCUCAGCUAUAUUUAUCUAUAUAUAYCCUACAUGAAAAAUAAUAAUUGUGAAUAUAAAAAAUAUGAAUGUUCAACUAUUUUUGAAAUAUUGUUCUACUUGGAAACUAAGUCAGUUCUACAAAUCGUUUGAUUCACUUCUUGAUCAAGUUGAAAUGUGAAAAUAAAUCCUUUUAAAAUUUAUUAACAUGGGUUUKGUUGUUUAUUUGUUUACAAGUGAUAUACAUGUACUCUGGGGUAGAGGCGAAACACAAGUCCAGAUAUUUUAGUUUCCAGAAUUUUUUGUAUCCAAAUGCAAGUACCUACAUUCACACAGUGUAUACAAAUAGUAUACAACCAUACACAGUGUCUCUUUAGAUUUCUAAUAUACGGUGGAUAAGUUAGUGUUGAUGUUAGCUGCAUUUGAAGAAAAACAUUUUUUGUGGAUACAAUCUUUCUGGACUAAAGUGAACAGGGCCUUAAUMUGUGAAUAAACAGGACACUAAGCUCACUACAAAAUAACCUUAAUUUCUACAUUCAAUGGAGCAUUCCAACCUAAGACGCAUCUCUACAAAAAGAACUGACAAAAAGAACUGAGUUGUCUCCCUCCCCCCUCUCAUGAAAAAAACUUCAGUAUUUUUUAAAAAUGAAAAGGAAAGCUAUGAUACAUUUUAUA
Messenger RNA from Exaiptasia diaphana, 6240 nucleotides. RefSeq lists its product as uncharacterized. The coding region runs from base 119 to 2992 and encodes 957 amino acids. NCBI's taxonomy places the organism in Eukaryota, Metazoa, Cnidaria, Anthozoa, Actiniaria, Aiptasiidae. Gene Ontology annotation, cellular component: heteromeric SMAD protein complex. Gene Ontology annotation, biological process: cell differentiation; anatomical structure morphogenesis; transforming growth factor beta receptor signaling pathway. The record is from RefSeq and is a predicted model, not a curated record. Gene Ontology annotation, molecular function: RNA polymerase II cis-regulatory region sequence-specific DNA binding; DNA-binding transcription factor activity, RNA polymerase II-specific; I-SMAD binding. The transcript is spliced from 15 exons.